UUUGCUUUUGGCAGGAAUUUAGAAAGGAAAAUAAAACUAUGUCAAAAUUGUCGUCUUCACAACACCAGAAGGGUUGCAAUCUUUGCGUGAAAACUAAGUUUCCACAAAUUCUCAAAGCGAUUGCUUCAGUAUCGUUAACUUUAUAUACACUAUUUCUUGCUUUUUAAGCAUCAAGGUGUUCGCAUUUCACGCAGUGCGCAGUGUGUCGACGACACCGAAGAAACGAAAGGUCAUUUGAGGAUCGGUCACCACAGCUGUAGCGAAACGUAGAUAUAAGCAAACGUAGAAUUUCAACGACACAGCUUCGUGUGUUUACCUGCAACCUUUUAGUGCCGUAUACAGUAAAUCCUGCGGCUCCUAUAAUACCGUACACUCCGUAGAGUGGUCCUCUGAAAGUGGAUUCAGCUUAUGAUGUGCCCAUUGCCACGAAUGCACCAGAAACGGUUUGGUUGUUAAACGCACGUUAGGGGGAUCGCUAAUCGUGCCGCGUUACCCUGGCAACAUCAAUUGUAUUGAGGGGAAAUGUUGCCGUUUCUGGACGAGACUGACGAGUUGUUCAACUAUUGGAUCCUACGGGUCUUGGUGCUGAUCGUUAUCUAUCUUGCUUGGCGCUCAACUUACGUGCGGGAAGAUCGCCCGAAUGCAGCAGUGCUCGUGAUUGAAAACAAUUUAGGGCGUUUGAAUAGCAUCCAACCACAUAGCGUAACGACGAUUAUACUGCGCAGCUCUUCGCAGCAGUCCAAUAUAUCGAAUGUAACAGAAACCGAGGAGCUUGAUUUGGAAAACGACAGCAUAGCUUCCUCGAUUGAUAACAUUACACAGUCCAUCCUAACGGAAGCUUCAGAAUCAGCUACAGGGCUUGAUCUAAGUGACACGGAAGGUUAUCCGGGUGUUGUCAGUGCUCCCGUUGUCGACACAUUUAACGAUCCCGGACCGGAAGAAAUCAUUCGACAGAUGGAUGCCGCAGAACCCGAACCUAUCUCAAACGCGCAAACCGAUCCGUUAGCCGAAUCGACUGGAUUGCGGCAAAGGUUAAAUGUUGCUAGUACCAACGCCGCCCAGUUACAGGGAGAAACUUCCUCUGACCAUGUUGCUAGCAGUACUGCAAAUACCGCGUCAUCGGGCAGCAGCUUACCGGAACCUCCUUUGCCCACCAAACCGAUUAGGAUCAAGCUGAAGUAUUUGAAUGACGAUUCUAAGCUUGUAGAAGGCAACUUGAACGAGGGCAUUGGUGAAUUUAAGCGACGAAACUUUACCCUUGAACUGGCUGCCCAUAAACUCGUCCGAUUAGUAUUCAACGGGCACGUGUUGCAACCUGACAGCAAGACGCUCGCUGCUUGCGGUUUGUUCGAUAACUGUGUCGUUCACUGUCUGAUUCACAAUCAGAAAUCGGCUCUCAAUGGCAUUAGUGCGGAUCGUCCUUUGGAAGGAUCGAUAGGCGAUAAUCAAAACCAAGCACACGGUCCGGCUAGUGGGCUACCGAAUGGGGACGGUAUAGACACGGAUGGGGCAAAUGAUCGCCGUGGCGCCGAUACGGAUAACAAUCGUUCCGGCACACGUUACGGGACGUACUUCAUUUACAUCGGUACGUUAGCAGUCACUGCGGUCAUAUUGUAUGGAUGGUACUGUCGCUUUCAUUACGGCCAUUUGUUUAACUUGAAUUCCACCAUCGGACUUAUCGUGACCACCACUACGUUCCUGAUUAUGAUGCCGACCAUUAUUCUCGCUGAUAGUAAUACACCAAAUUGAAUGUCGUGCAUGGAAAGCGUAAAUUACAAAUUCAAAAAGAAAACAAGAACCCCCGGCCGUUGCCCAACAUAUUCGUUUCCUACGCAAAUAGUGCACCUUUGCUUGCAACCGAUCGCAUCGUAUGCAAGCUAUCGUACUGGUCGCUAGUGACCAACAAAAUCAUGUUUAUUUAUCAAUUAUCUAUCUUGUUUGAUAUCUCUAAACGCUCCUUGUUUUGUACAUAAUGUGAUCCAAUAAAAGGUAACCCAAACACGAACGUAAUCAAAAGUAAAA
Molecule: messenger RNA, 2022 nt
Organism: Anopheles funestus (African malaria mosquito)
Lineage: Eukaryota; Metazoa; Arthropoda; Insecta; Diptera; Culicidae
Product: transmembrane and ubiquitin-like domain-containing protein 2
Exons: 3
Coding region: 523-1749 (408 amino acids)
Molecular function (GO): protein binding
Source: RefSeq, a predicted model, not a curated record